GAGGGGGAGAGAGAGGGAGAGAGAGGUUUUUCCGUCGUGUUGAUCUUCUCCAGCUUUCUGUCGUUCUGCGGCUUUGUGCGUAAAAGGAAGCAGGUUGGACUCACCGGCGGCUCCUCGCGCGCCGGGUCUCAUUCGCUGCUCCGCAGACGGAUUUACUAAUUGAAAUGGCUUAACACAAGGUUUGUGGAGGGAAAAGCCUGAAUAACAACCCGGAUUAAUGUUUCCACACAUGCAGUUAUAGAACCCAGUAGAAAGUAAAGUGGACUUCAGCACACAUCACCUACAGGUGUCCUUCUUAAAGAAGCCGGGAGCUAUGCAAGCAGCCUGCGUCCGGAUUGCCAGAGCUUCUGUCCUCUGGCUGUUACUGUCCGACCUCCUGGACUGUCAACACGCAACACACCAAAUGAAGGUUCCUGGGAGGGCAGAGCCCCCACAGGAGUUUAGGGCAGAGCAGGGAGAUAUCCAGGGCUCCUGGGGUGCCUGGGGGCCCUGGACGACCUGCUCUAGGACCUGUGGAAGAGGUGUGCAGGAGCAGAGCAGGGCCUGUCUGCCUGUACACACACCGUCCCUGUACCCCGCCAGGAGAGGCGGUGUUCCCCCCCAGCAACCAGGCUACGUCAUUUCAGCCCUGCGGCCAACAGUUCCUCUGCACCGCGACCUGGGCAGGUCCUCCAACAGCAGCCGUCAUGGCGAUCCGAGGGAGACUCGGCCCGGAGAACGCAGGAGGGUCACUCAGAUCAACGCAGGGAGGUACGGCUACGGGAGAGCUCCUCAUGUUGCUCCAUUACAGACCGACAAGGGCCAGAGCCCCAGGACGCCUCGCCCCCAGAGACAGAGACGCACUGUGGCGGCUGACGCCCACCGCCACGCUGCCAGGGGCCACGCCGCUAGGGGCCACGCCGCUAGGGGCCACAGGUCAAACAACCUGGAGCCCGCCAACCCCGCCCAUCACCGCAGCAGACCAAGGGCACACCAGCCCAAGCAUAACCAAGUGUGGGCUCCCCUCUACCAGCCCGGUUCGGCCAACCAGCCUCAGGUCCACCAGGAGCCACAGUCGGGCAGGCAGACGCCUGGACCCCAGCAGCACCAAGAGAGACCCUACGAGCCGCUGCCUAGUUCCUUCUGCACGGGGGAGCAUGCUCACUACAGGAUCUGCAACAGUAAUGCCUGUCCUCCAUCCAGCAGACACAUCAGGGCUGUUCAGUGUUCCUCAUACGACAGCCGACCUUUCAUGGGCAGAUUGUACCAGUGGGAACCUUUCAAUGAGGUUCCUUUGGAUCAGCACUGUGGACUCAACUGCCGGGCCGUUGGCUUCAGGUUCUACGUGCUGCAGUCGGAGACGGUGAUGGACGGGACGCCGUGUGGCCAGAAUGAUACUUCUCUAUGUGUGGUGGGAAAGUGUUUGGGUCUGGGCUGCGACGACUAUCUCGGCUCGGGAAAGGUGAUGGACGAGUGCGGCGUGUGCGGAGGCUCCAACACCACCUGCAGGCUGAUCUCUGGAGUGUUUAAGCACAGCUGGACCAAGGUUGGCUACCACAAGAUCGUGGAGAUCCCAGAAGGAGCCACCAAGAUCAACGUCACGGAAAUGGUGAAGAGCAGGAACUACCUAGCUCUCCGCAGCCGAUCGGGGCGAUUCAUCAUUAACGGAAACUGGGCCAUUGACAGACCAGGCGAGUACGAGGGGGGGGGCGCCAUGUUCACCUACCGCCGGCCCAAUGAGAUCAGAAGCACCGCUGGGGAGUCCUUCGUCGGUGAAGGGCCCACCAAUGAGAUCCUAGAUGUUUAUAUGAUCUUCCAGCAGCCGAACCCUGGUGUUCACUACGAGUACCUUCUCCCCUCGGAGCAGCCAGUCGUCCCCCAGCAACCAAACCACGGAGCAGAAGGGAACCAGGCUGGUUACGACCAUCACAGCAACACUCAACAAGAACGCUUCCAUCCGGCAGGUGGCGGGCGGGAACCUCCUCGUCUCCCUGACAACCAUGUCCCGGCGGCGCAGCCCGCCACACGGGGCAGAGAGUACAACUGGAGGCCGGGCGGCAGCACUGAGUGUAGCGCCUCCUGUGGCAAAGGAUUCCGACACUCCAUCUUCCACUGUGUCUCCCGGCUGAACCAAGGACAGGUGUCAGAUGCUUUGUGUGACAGAAGCAGCAGACCGACUCCCCAGGAAGAGGCCUGCAACCUGGAACCCUGCCCGGCCUUCUGGGAUAUUGGAGAGUGGUCGGAAUGCAGUAAGACCUGCGGCCUGGGCAUGCAGCACCGACAGGUCCUGUGUCGCCAGAUCUACGCUAACCGCACCCUCAACGUCCACACGAGCCACUGUCGACACCUGGAGCGGCCCGAAAUCAGCAGUACCUGCCAGAUGAAGAUCUGCAGUGAGUGGCAGACACGCUCCGAGUGGACCGCUUGUUCGGUGCCGUGCGGGCUGGGUCAGAGGUCACGAGAGGUCCGCUGUGUCAGCAACGUGGGCGACUUUGUUCCUGACGACGAGUGCAACAUGAAUCUGCGGCCCGUCGAUGUGGAGAACUGUGACAUGGGAACCUGUGCCAAGAGCUGGUUCUACACCGAGUGGAGCAGUAGGUGCUCGGCUGACUGUGGGAUGGGUGCUCGGACGCGAGGAGUCCUCUGCCUGACCAACCAGGUGAGCGGCCUUCCUCUGGAGGGGUGCGGCGGCGAGCGACCCGCCGACGCUCAGGUCUGCAACAACGGCCUCUGUGAGAAUCGCAUCGAGUGGUUCACGGGCCCCUGGAGCCAGUGCUCUGCGGAGUGCGGCGCAGGCAGCCAGCAGAGGUCAGUGGUGUGUCUGAUGAAGUCGGAUGGAGGAUUCGCCGUCAUGCCGCCGUACGAGUGCUCCUCCCUGGAUCGGCCCCUCGGCCAGCAGAGCUGCAAAUUGAAGGCGUGCGGAGCAAAGUGGUACCACACCGACUGGAGCGCUUGCUCAAAGGCGUGCGAGCGGGGUUUCCGUGUGCGGGAGGUGCGCUGCCUGUCCGGAGACGCGCAGCCCAGCGAGGACUGCGAUGAGCGGCGGAGACCGGCGGGGAGGGAGGACUGCAACCCGGAGCCCUGCCUGCCCAGCAUAGACGAGAACUGCCGAGACAAGUACUUCAACUGCAACGUGGUGGUCCAGGCCCGCCUGUGCGUGUACGACUACUACAAGACGACGUGCUGCUCGUCGUGCUCCCGAGGGGCUCACAGACAGUCCGUCCGCCAUGGCCGCAGAUAGCACCCGCUGACGGGCCGGACUCAAUGCCCGUUGCAGGUCCGCGGGACCAGCUGGACCGCGGCUGGAGUGGAUGGAAGAGAGAGGAAGGAACAUUUGUGUUGGUUCAUUGGGAGGCAGCUGUCGGGAGAACGGCUCCACCGGGCGGAUGAACAGAGACCCUGAGCGGCGUGAGAGAGAUCAGUAGCAAAGCGAGGAGUCUGAGAGAAAAGAACCUAUGGAUUUCAACCACAGACUCUCAUCUGAUGAGGUCAGGUGGUUUAUAUAUAGAAAGCAUAUGUUCUAACACGGUUCUUUGCACUUAGGGUUAUAUGUGACCUCAUCGAACUGAAGACAGUGACUAAUAAACACUUUUUCAUAAGAAUCAAACAUAAAAACCCUCCCUGGUGUAGAUGUUGUUCUUCAUGGAUCCACAAGGAUUAGUAUAGUUUGUGGCCCAUUUGUUUUCAUGCCUGCAGUCAGAGACGUGAAUGCAGCUGUUGUAAUAUAUGUAUGUAUAUAUGUACGUAUGACAGAAUGAAUGAUUCAAAUGUGUUUUUUUUUAUGCGUUCAUAAACAACUGAAGAGAAAAGGCCCCCUUUAUUUAUUCCAGUGGCUUCCCAGUGAGGUUGCUGGUUUAUCGGCCACCGGGGGCCCCUUGGGUGCGGGGAUAAAACCUUUGCUGCUUCUCCACCAAUCACAGCCUCUGAGCUCCAUGUAGGCGUCCCACAGCCUGCUGGAUGGUAGAAGCAGAUGGACCCCAAGAGGAAAGACAAGAUGUGUGUAUGAUAUAUAUAUAAUUACCAUUGAUCUAGUAUGGCAUAUGUAAUGUUAACAUUAAUAGUAAAUCUAUUAUUUAUAAACCUUACUGCCCCUUUUUUCAGCUUCAUACACAACCUGCACACAGGACCUAUCAAGUGUUUGACUGUUUUGGUUUUUUAUAUGUUAUCGUUUGCCCAAUGCACUAUAAACUUACCUCUGAUUCAUACGUUGUAUAAAUGCAUCAAUGUUUAAGUUCAAGAUGACUCACGUAUGCCAGUUAUUCGGUCUCUAAGGGUUUGUUGGGCCAGCAUGGUUCAUUAUUUUCCUAAAAGAAAUAAGUGUUUAAAUGAAUUACAAGAAUGAUUCAGUAUUCAACAUACGUCUCCCUCCAAUAAACAACUGUAUUGGCUUUAUUUGACCCCCCGAGGGCUCAACCAUUGAUUCCAAUGAGGAGCGUUCUUGAGAUCUUUGUGAAAUAAACUAAAUGACACAUUUUUUAAAAACUA
Messenger RNA from Gasterosteus aculeatus aculeatus (three-spined stickleback), 4464 nucleotides. It is a transcript of the gene thsd4, whose product is annotated as thrombospondin type 1 domain containing 4. Gene Ontology annotation, cellular component: extracellular matrix. Gene Ontology annotation, molecular function: metalloendopeptidase activity. Gene Ontology annotation, biological process: proteolysis; extracellular matrix organization. Lineage: Eukaryota; Metazoa; Chordata; Actinopteri; Perciformes; Gasterosteidae. The record is from RefSeq and is a predicted model, not a curated record.